This is a messenger RNA of Cheilinus undulatus (humphead wrasse), 4484 nucleotides long. Its product is annotated as NLR family CARD domain-containing protein 3-like. The record is from RefSeq and is a predicted model, not a curated record. Bases 1070 to 4342 code for a protein of 1090 amino acids. Gene Ontology annotation, molecular function: protein binding. The transcript is spliced from 11 exons. NCBI's taxonomy places the organism in Eukaryota, Metazoa, Chordata, Actinopteri, Labriformes, Labridae.
CACACACACACGUGCAUUUGUAGAACCAGAAGUGAACUCUUUGAGCUCUUGAAACUUUCCACAAGCUCUCCUGACAGAGGAAUGUUGGAGUUGGGAAGCUAGCUUAGAAGGACUUUGGCUAUGGAAAAUAAACAGAUCCAUAAAUGACAAUGAUAAAAGUCCAAACAGGAGAAACAUCCAAGAUGUAAAAAAUCCUAAUGAAAACAAGGGCAGUGAUAAGAGUAGAAUAACAGCUCCAACAGACACCAAUAACAGCAGAAAGAAGCAACUAUCAGAAAGCUCAUCUCUCAUUGGCUCAUAUUAAAGGGACUGUCUGUAACUUUGACAUUUACCAACCAUGUUUAUUUUCCAUGUGAAGGUGGACUUUAGUCUGAUGGAAACAUGACGCCCUAACUGUGUCACAUGGUUGCAUCGUCAAGCCUCCAGGCUCCUCUCAUUAGAAGGUAUUCUGGCAUAAAAAUAAAGGACGUCCCACAAUCCUCAGGGCCUGUACCAUGACUACUAUUACUGCUGUUGGAGUUUUGUCAUGUAAGCUAACAUGUACAUUUUGGAGUGUUUUUAAAAGUUUUUAAAUGUAGAGUUUUUGUUUCGAAAUGUUCACCUUUCCCAUUGAAUGGAACCCUGCAUGAUCAGACUAGUUCAUCUUGCUGGAUAGAUAUUUGUAUAUUGAACUAAAACACUCUCUAGAUAUCUAGAUAUCUGCAUGUUGAGUCAUUUGAGUUUAUAAAGUCACCAGGAGGCUGCCAAGUUUUGGCCCGCUCUGAUUCUGUGAUGUCAAUGAGCCGUAGCGCUCCUCACUGUUGCUAUGGAGGAACUGGUUUUGCAGACUGUCAGAAUGUUUUGUUCUUAGAACAGGUUUCAUAUCAGACAUGAGUUAGCUGCAUUUGUCUCCCUGCUGUCAAAGCUCGGCCAUGCCUCCUAAGUUGUGACGCAGUUCUGUUCUCUGAGUUCAAGUUGAGCUGACAGACAGCAGGGGGCGCUCUGCUGUGGAUCAGUGGGACAGACCAGAGGAGGGAGUCUCUCCUCUGAAACCUCUCUGUGUGAAGACCAAGAAGCUCUGAGGUUCAGGAUGGAGAAGAAGAGUCCAGACUCUGCUGAACCCAGCUGUGUGUCCAUGAAGAGUGACCGGUCUAUUGGUCGUGGUAUAGACUUCAAACAGUCAGCAGAUGAAAGAGUUGAGCUGGGACCAUCAGAGUUCUUCAGAGAUCAGUCCAAACAGCAGAAACCAGAGCUGGACUCCAUAUUUAUGCUGCUGGAGGAGAUCAUUAUCAUCUUUGUGAAGAAGGAACUGAAGAGAUUUCAGAAGGCUCUGAGUCAGGAUAACCCAGAAUGUCCCAGUGAGGAUGAGGAGGUGUUGGUUGGUGAAGAUGAAGAGCAGAAGAGCAGAGAGGCUUUUCUGAAGAUCACAGAGAACUUCCUGAGGAGAAUGAAGCAGUACGAGCUGGCUGACUGUCUGAGGAACAGAUAUUCUGCUUCAGUAUGCCGACAGAAACUCAAGUCUAACCUGAAGCAGAAGUUCCGGUGUGUGUUUGAGGGGAUCGCUAAAGCAGGAAACCCAACCCUUCUGAAUCAGAUCUACACAGAGCUCUACAUCACUGAGGGAGGGACUGGAGAGGUCAACCAGGAACACGAGGUCAGACAGAUGGAAACAACAUCCAGGGAAGCAGACAGAUCAGAAACUACCAUCAGACAGGAGGACAUCUUUAAAGCUCCACCUGGAAGAGAUGAACCAAUCAGAACAGUGUUGACGAAGGGCGUGGCUGGCAUUGGGAAAACAGUCUUAACACAGAAGUUCACUCUGGACUGGGCUGAAGGCAAAGCCAACCAGGACAUCCAGUUCACAUUUCCAUUCACUUUCAGAGAGCUGAAUGUGCUGAAAGAGAAAGAGUUCAGCUUGGUGGAUCUCAUUCAUUACUUCUUCACUGAAACCAAAGAAGCAGGACUCUGCAGGUUUGAGGACUUCCAGGUGGUCUUCAUCUUUGACGGUCUGGAUGAGUGUCGACUUCCUCUGGACUUCCACCAAACCAAAAUCCUCUCUGAUGUCAGAGAGACCACCUCAGUGGGUGUGCUGCUGACAAACCUCAUCAGGGGGAACCUGCUUCCAUCUGCUCGCCUCUGGAUAACCACACGACCUGCAGCAGCCAAUCAGAUCCCUCCUGAGUGUGUUGACAUGGUGACAGAGGUCAGAGGGUUCACUGACCCUCAGAAGGAGGAGUACUUCAGGAAGAGAUUGAGAGAUGAGGAUCAGGCCAGCACAAUCAUCUCCCACAUCAAGACAUCCCGAAGCCUCCACAUCAUGUGCCACAUCCCGGUCUUCUGCUGGAUCACUGCUACAGUUCUGGAGGAUCUGCUGAAGACCAGAGAGGGAGGAGAGCUCCCCAAGACCCUGACUGAGAUGUACAUCCACUUCCUGGUGGUUCAGUCUAAAGUGAAGAGCAUCAAGUAUGAUGGAGGAGCUGAGACUGAUCCACACUGGAAUAAAAAGAGCAGGAAGAUGAUGGAGUCUCUGGGUAAGCUGGCUUUUGAGCAGCUGCAGAAAGGAAACCUGAUCUUCUAUGAACCAGACCUGAGAGAGUGUGGCAUCGAUAUCAGAGCAGCCUCAGUGUACUCAGGAGUGUUCACACAGGUGUUUAUAGAGGAGAGAGGACUGUACCAGGACACGGUGUUCUGCUUCAUCCAUCUGAGUGUUCAGGAGUUUCUGGCUGCUCUUCAUGUCCAUCAGACCUUCACCAACUCUGGAGUCAAUUUGAUGGCAGAGGAACAAACAACAUCCAGAUCUACAAUGACACAGCUCUACCAGAGCACCGUGGACCAGGCCUUACAGAGUCCUAAUGGACACCUGGACCUGUUCCUCCGCUUCCUCCUGGGUCUGUCACUGACCACCAAUCAGAAUCUCCUACAAGGUCUGCUUAAACAGACAGGAAGUGACUCAGAGACCAAUCAGGAAACAGUCCAGUACAUCAAGACAAAGAUCAGUGAGGAUCUGUCUGCAGAGAAAAGCAUCAACCUGUUCCACUGUCUGAGUGAACUGAAGGAUCGUUCUCUAGUGGAGCAGAUCCAACAGUCCCUGAGAUCAGGACGCCUCUCCACAGAUAAACUGUCUCCUGCUCAGUGGUCAGCUCUGGUCUUCAUCUUACUGUCAGAAGAAGAUCUGGAUGUGUUUGACCUGAAGAAAUACUCUGCUUCAGAGGAGGCUCUCCUGAGGCUGCUGCCAGUGGUCAAAGCCUCCAACAAAGCUCUACUGAGUGGCUGUAACCUCUCAGAGAGAAUCUGUGGAGCUCUGUCCUCAGUCCUCAGCUCCCAGUCCUCCAGUCUGAGAGACCUGGACCUGAGUAACAACCACUUGCAGGAUUCAGGAGUGGAGCUGCUAUCUACUGGACUAAAGAGUCCACACUGCAGACUGGAAACUCUCAGACUGAGUGUCUGUAACCUCUCAGAGAGAAGCUGUGGAGCUCUGUCCUCAGUCCUCAGCUCCCAGUCCUCCAGUCUGAGAGACCUGGACCUGAGUAACAACGACCUGCAGGAUUCAGGGGUGGAGCUGCUAUCUACUGGACUAAAGAGUCCACACUGCAGACUGGAAACUCUCAGUCUGUGUGGCUGUAUGGUCACAGAGGAAGGCUGUUCUUCUCUGGCCUCAGCUCUGAGCUGGUCCUGUCUGACAGAGCUGGACCUGAGCUACAAUCAUCCAGGAGGACCAGGAGAGAAACUGCUGUCUGCUCUCCAGGAGGAUCCAGACUGCAGACUGGAGACACUGAGACUGGACCAUGGGGGACGGCACAGACUGAAACCAGGUCUGAAGAAGUACGCCUGUGAGCUGGAAGUGGACACAAACACAGUGGAGAGAGACCUGAGACUGUCUGACAACAACAGGACGGUGACAUGGGUAGAGAAGGGUCAGCCAUAUCUUGAUCAUCCAGACAGAUUUGAUAAAUAUUAUCAGCUGCUGUGUCGUACUGGUCUGACUGGUCGCUGUUACUGGGAGGUCAGGUGGAGAGGAUUAAUUCAUGUAUCAGUGAGUUACAGAGGAAUCAGACGGAAAGGAGGCGGAGGUGAAUGUAGGUUUGGAUUUAAUGAUCAGUCCUGGAGUCUGGAGCACUCUGAUGGUGGUUACUCUGUCCGUCACAAUAACAGAGAAACAAAAAUCUCCUCCUCCUCUCCAUCCUCUGGUAGAGUAGGGGUGUAUCUGGACCAUCCUGCUGGCUCUCUGUCCUUCUACAGAGUCUCCUCUGACAGACUGAUCCACCUCCACACCUUCAACACCACAUUCACUGAACCGCUCUAUCCUGGGUUUGGGGUUUGGUUCUCAUCUUCAGGUUCCUCAGUGUCUCUGUGUUCUGUGUAGCUCAAACUCUGCUGUCUGAAUCCAAAGCUUAGUCAGACUACACACCAGAUGAUUGAUCCUCUCCGAUGAAUCUGAUUAGUUGUAAAUCUUGACAGUCAUUCUUCAGUAGAUGAAAUUGUGUUGGUGAAAAAUGUCUCCUCUG